This is a messenger RNA of Jaculus jaculus (lesser Egyptian jerboa), 2710 nucleotides long. RefSeq names its product xylulokinase (gene Xylb). The record is from RefSeq and is a predicted model, not a curated record. Gene Ontology annotation, biological process: xylulose metabolic process; D-xylose metabolic process. NCBI's taxonomy places the organism in Eukaryota, Metazoa, Chordata, Mammalia, Rodentia, Dipodidae. Gene Ontology annotation, cellular component: cytosol. Bases 13 to 1623 code for a protein of 536 amino acids. The transcript has 19 exons. Gene Ontology annotation, molecular function: D-xylulokinase activity.
GGGACCCGGGCCAUGGCGGGGCGCGCCGCUCGCCGCGGCUGCCUGGGCUGGGACUUCAGCACGCAGCAGGUGAAAGUGGUCGCUGUGGAUACUGAGCUGAACGUCUUCUAUGAGGACAGUGUGCAUUUUGACAGAGACCUUCCUGCGUUUGGGACUCAGGGCGGUGUCCAUGUACACAAGGACAAGCUGACGGUCACCUCUCCGGUCCUCAUGUGGGUCCAGGCUCUGGACCUGAUCCUGGAGAAGAUGAAGGCUUCAGGCUUUGACUUCUCUCAAGUCCUAGCCUUGUCCGGGGCGGGCCAGCAACACGGCAGCGUCUACUGGAGGGCCGGGGCCAGCCGGGCGCUCACAAGCCUGUUACCAGAUCUCCCCUUACAGCAGCAGCUGAAGGACUGUUUCUCCAUCAGCGACUGCCCGGUGUGGAUGGACUCCAGUACCACGACCCAGUGUCGCCAGCUGGAGGCGGCCGUGGGUGGGGCCCUGGCUCUCAGCCGUCUUACAGGGUCUCGGGCCUAUGAGCGUUUCACAGGAAACCAGAUUGCCAAGAUUCACCAGCAGAACCCUGAGGCCUACUCACACACAGAGAGAGUGACCUUGGUCAGCAACUUUGCCGCUUCUCUGUUCCUGGGCUCUUACUGCCCCAUCGACUACAGUGAUGGUUCUGGAAUGAAUUUGUUGCAGAUCCAGGACAAAGUCUGGUCUCAGGCUUGCCUCCGUGCCUGUGCCCCCCAUUUAGAGGAGAAGCUUGGUCCUCCGGUCCCAUCGUGCUCAGUCGUGGGAGCCGUUUCCUCCUACUACGUCCAGCGCUAUGGAUUUCCCGUGGGAUGCAAAGUGGUGGCCUUCACCGGAGACAACCCAGCAUCACUGGCGGCCAUGAGGCUGGAGGAAGGUGACAUUGCGGUCAGCCUGGGCACCAGCGAUACCCUAUUCCUCUGGCUCCAGGAGCCCACACCCGCCUUGGAAGGCCACAUCUUCUGCAACCCGGUUGACCCCCAGCACUACAUGGCGCUCCUGUGCUUUAAAAAUGGCUCCCUCAUGAGAGAGAAGAUCCGAGAUGAGUGUGCUUCCGGCUCCUGGCGCGAGUUCUCCAAGGCCCUGCGGUCCACGGAGAUGGGAAACAGCGGGAGCGUGGGCUUUUACUUUGAUGUAAUGGAGAUCACUCCAGAAAUUUGCGGGCGUCACAGGUUUAAUGCAGGAAACGCUGAGGUCUCGGCAUUCCCUGGAGACGUGGAGAUUCGAGCACUGAUUGAAGGACAAUUCAUGGCCAAGAGGAUUCAUGCAGAAGGCCUGGGCUAUCGAGUCAUGCCCAAGACUAAGAUUUUGGCCACCGGAGGGGCAUCUCACAAUAAAGACAUCUUACAGGUGCUCGCGGAUGUGUUUGGUGCCCCCGUGUAUGUCACAGACACUGCCAACUCGGCCUGCGUGGGUUCGGCGUACCGGGCUUUCCACGGCCUUGCUGGUGGGACAGGCAUGGCUUUUUCAGACAUUGUGAAGAUAGCUCCAAAUCCCAAACUGGCUGCCACCCCAAGCCCUGGAGCUUCUCAGGCCUAUGAGGCCCUCCUUCCCCGGUAUGCGGAACUUGAACGGAGAAUCUUGUCUCAGGCCCUGGGGACUUUGGAAUGAAUUCUGCAGGCUCAGACAUCCCAGUUGCCCCUGCCUGCCUUGUGUGUUCUGACCAGUGUCGCCUGCUAUCCUGAAUUCUCCCGAGUGUUCCCGUCCUGUCCAGGACUAUCCUGAAGCCAGUGUCACCAUGGUUCCCUGAAGAGACGUGGGCUGCCUGCGCCAGGGUUCAAGAACAUCUGUCCUUUCCUGCCCUUUAUCCCAGGAGACAGGAAAACAAGACUGGGAUGUGGCCACUAAAUAGAGUCAUUUCCCCUUUCAAAGGCAGAAAGAAAGGCAUCUCAGGGGCUGGAGAGAUGGCUUAGUGGUUAAGGUGAAGCCUAAGGACCCACGUUCAAUUCUCCAGGCUCCACGUAAGCCAGAUGCACAAGGUGAUGCAUACAUCUGGAGUUCAUUUCCAGUGGCUUGAGGCCCUGGUAUGCCCAUUCUCUCCCCCUCUCCCACUCUUUGUCUCUAAUAAGUGAAAUAAAAUAAAAAGACAUCUCAGAACCACAGUCCUCAGGAUGAGGGAGAUAAAGCCCUCCUGUUCCCUCCCUCCUCAGGCUACCUCUCCUUAAGCCCUGGCCCGCAGCACCCCACCCUAUAUCUUGACCCUGCCCUCCAUCCCCUUCCACAAACCACAGCUACUUCUGUCCCCGCCCCGACUGUCCCUGCUGUGUGUGCCCUCCCGAGAGGGUACCUCCCCAAGUUCUCCUGCCUGCCCACUCUCCCCUCGCCUUCAUGCUCUUUGCUUUCUCUCCUCACAGCUCCUGCCCUUCUCCCUCACUCCUCCCUCAGCUUUCCUUCCCCACACCCACCUGGUGUAACUCACCACUUCCCACCCAAGAACACUCUGGUGGGUGAGAGCAGCGACUGAUGGGAAGUCAAAAGGAAGGUGCUUGGUGAAGGCAUCAUCGCUUCUGCUAGAGGCCAAGGCUCCCUGCAAGGGAGUGGUGUCCCUUAGAGGAAGUGGGUAGUAAAAGUUUGCAGCUCACCAGACAGUUAUCUCUCAUUACCUCCUCGACAUUGCUUGUAAAGAAAAUGUGCAUCACUGACCAAAGAAAAGGGCUGUCUUGAACCACAUUGCAGAGUAAACUGUAACAUAACAGUC